This is a messenger RNA of Durio zibethinus, 2976 nucleotides long. The record is from RefSeq and is a predicted model, not a curated record. Lineage: Eukaryota; Viridiplantae; Streptophyta; Magnoliopsida; Malvales; Malvaceae.
UAUUAUUUAAGCAAAUUUUCUCUUGAAAGCUUCGGAUCUAUUACUUCUAUCUGGAAGUGCUUGGUAGAGUGCUGAAGAAAGGCAUUUGCUUCUCAUACUUUGAAUUGUCUUCACCUUGCUUUGUUACGCACUUAAAAAGUGUUAGUUGGUGGAAAAGUUAAAAAACAGUUGGUUGUCACACUUUGGACUAUCUUCACCUUGCUUGAAGUUUCUUCAACUUGAGCUUGUCAAGAAUGGCUUGUGGGUUUUGUGAGUCUGCUCUUUCUAACUGCGUGGGAACAUUGCUCGUAGAUUGGGUGGCGAAGCCAAUAGGAGAUCAAUUUAAUCACACUCGCCGUUUUCAUGACAAUGUUGAAAAGCUCAAAGAAAGAAAAGAAGAACUAAUAAUGGCACGGGUCCGGCUGCAACAUGAGAUUGAGGAUGCUGAAAGGCGACUUCAAGGAAUUGAAGAUGAUGUCAGAGACUUGCUAUCAAAGGCGGACAAAAUCCUAUUAGAUAUGGAAACUCUAGAAAAUGAAUUGCAGCAAAACAAGAGAUGUUUCAAUUGGUGUCCUAUUUGGAGUUGGCGGUAUAGAUUAAGCAAGAAAGCAAUAAAGAACACUCUUGUUACUUUUGAGCUUCUAGAAAAGAUUACCAAAUUUGGUCAACCUGGACGAGUGGGCUACUCUUCUCCUAGUACAAUUCCAACCAUAGAAUUCCUUUCAUCUAAGGAUUUUAUGGUUUCUAAGUCUUCCAAUAUUGCUUUCAAUCAGAUCAUUGAGGCCCUACAGGAUGACAAUGUUAGCAUGAUUGGAUUGUGGGGGAUGGGAGGGGUGGGCAAGACAACCCUAGUGCGUGAAGUUGGAACUCAUGCCCAAAAAUUAAAUCUGUUUGACAAAGUUGUGAUUACUACUGUAUCUCAAAAGACAAACUUUGAAACAAUUCGAGAUGAAAUUGCAAAAUACUUAGAUUUCGAUAUGAAGAAUGAACGAGGAAGAAGAUCAGUGCAAGAAUUAUGGUUGAAAUUGCAGAAGGAGGAAAAGAUUCUAAUAAUCCUUGAUGAUGUUUGGGCAAAUAUUGACUUAAAGGAGGCGAUGGGAAUUCCAAUUGGUGAGGUUCACAAAGGCUGCAAAAUUCUUUUAACAACACGCCGUCAAAAAGUGUGUGUUGCCAUGGAAUGUCAAAGGAGAAUACAACUUGGUUUUUUAGAUGACCAUGAGGCUUGGAUUUUAUUUGCCACCAAAGCAGGUCUGAACGACUCUUCUGAUGAUGCUAUUAAAAAUGUGGCAACUAAAAUUAUCAAAAAAUGUAAAGGUUUGCCCAUCGCUAUAGUUACAUUGGCGACUGCUCUGAAAGGUAAAAAUCAUCGUAGGUGGAAAGCAGCAUAUCGGAGACUCAAAAACCAUAGAUUGGGUGACAUCGAAGACAUUGAUCAACAAAAUGCUUACCUAUGUCUUGAGGUAAGUUUUGAUUAUCUGAAGGAUACGGAGACCAAGAUGUGUUUCUUGUUGUGUUCCUUAUUUCCUGAAGAUUAAGAGAUUUAUGUAGAAGACUUGGUGAGAUAUGCAUGGGGACUAGAGUUGUAUAAAGGUGUGGAAUCAAUUGAAGAAGUGAGGAGCGAAGUGCUUGCAGCGAUUGACAUCCUUAAGGAAUCUUGUUUGUUGUUAAAUUGUGAAGAAAGGCAUGUUAAAAUGCAUGACCUGGUUCGUGAUGUUGCUUUGUGGAUAGGAUCAUACAGAAAGGAGAUUUCUUUUGUGAUAAAAUCUCAGGUUGUUGAAAUGAGGCCAGAAGAAGAAAGUUUUGAGCCUUAUGUAGCAAUCUCCUUCAGCACUAGUCGGAUGGUUGAACUUCCUAAAGGAUUGGUAUGCCCAAAUCUCCAAUUCCUUUUACUUGGUGGAAGGGGUAGCAUCAUAACUUCAAGUGAAUUAUUUGAAGGAAUGAAAGCAAUGAAAGUUUGCGUUUUGCAAUAUUGUAGUUUAAUAUCUCCAGAUGCAUUUCAGUUUCAACCGAACCUUCGAACUCUACAUUUGGAAGGUUGUGAACUUUUGGACAUCUCAGUCCUAGGGAAGUUGAAAAAACUUGAGGUUCUUUCAUUUAGUUGCUCUGAUAUCAAAGAAUUGCCAGAAGAAAUAGGUGAUUUGGAUAAUCUUAAAUUGUUGGAUUUAUCAUAUUGCGAACAACUACAGAGAAUCCCUCCUCGGUUGAUACAAAGAUUGUCCCAAUUAGAAGAACUAUAUUUGCAUGGAUGUGGAAGAAUAGAAUGGGCCACUGAGAACACAGUUCAAGAAGAAAGCUAUGCCAGCCUAUCAGAGUUGAAUUCCUUGUCAAACUUGAUCGUAUUAUAUUUAGAGGUUUCUUCUGAACAUGUUCCAAGAGACUUUGUGUUCUGUAAAUUACAAAGGUUUUAUGUAUGCAUUGGCUUUGGCUUUUCUAAUUUUUAUCGAAGGAAGAUGGACUUUGAAAUCUGCCCAUUCUCGAGAUCUUUAAAGAUUCAGGGGUCUGUAAUAGAGGUAUGCAAGCAGUUAUUUGGGGAUACAGAAUAUCUUAAUUUGAAGAGUAUGGUGGGUUGCCAAAAUCUUGUUCCAAGCUUGGAGUCGGGCCAAGUGGUAUUCAGUAAACUGACUUCUCUGGAUCUUGAAAGUUGCGAGCAUAUGAAAUGUCUCAUUGAUACAACAAAGCAGCAGGUGCUAACCAAUGCAUUCUCUAAUUUGUUAGAAUUAUCUUUAACAAAUAUGCGUGGUUUGGAAGAGCUGUGCAGUGGUCAUCAACCGCAAGGGUUUUUGCUCAAAUUAAAAACUUUGAUGAUAGAUAAAUGCAGGGACAUGACAUGUGCAGUUCCAAUUCUACAAAGUCUUGAAAGGUUGGAAGUUAAAUCUUGUGAUGAGAUGCAAGUGCUAUUUCAGAUCGCUGAAUUGAGGAGCAUACAAGAAGAACCCAGUCAUCAUGUAGGCUUACAAAGUUUGAAGGUUGUAACAAUACACAACUGCAAUAAAUUGA